Abrus precatorius (Indian licorice) is the source of this 1272-nucleotide messenger RNA. RefSeq names its product glycosyltransferase BC10-like. The coding region runs from base 1 to 1272 and encodes 423 amino acids. Gene Ontology annotation, cellular component: membrane. NCBI's taxonomy places the organism in Eukaryota, Viridiplantae, Streptophyta, Magnoliopsida, Fabales, Fabaceae. Gene Ontology annotation, molecular function: glycosyltransferase activity. The record is from RefSeq and is a predicted model, not a curated record. The transcript has 2 exons.
AUGAAGAAUAAUAAGCAACAAGGCACAAGUGCAGCCUCAUAUCUAAAUCUCUUCAGUGCUCAACUCUACCUUCUCAACUUCUUUGCUCAUAUUCUAGUCUUUGGUUGUGGUUUACUCAUUGGCAUAACUAUCACUUUUGGUGUCAGGAACCUUUCCCUCAACUUUCAACUCCAAAAAUACACCAUCCCGUCAAAUACCCUCAAAUCACCACCUUUGUCUCCUUCUCCUCCAAUCUCAUCAAACAUCACAUUGAUAUCAAAUAACCAAACAAAACCACCUUCUAAUUCUUCUUCCCUUAUAAAUAAGAAAAGGGUUAUAAUAACCAAAAACUUCACAAGAAUUGGGUUGAGGGAAUUCUUGAAGCCUCCCAUGGCCAUGCAUGAUAUGAGUGAUGAAGAGUUGUUGUGGAGAGCCUCCAUGGUUCCUAGGAUUCAUAAACUACCAUUCAAACAGACCCCAAAGGUUGCAUUUUUGUUCUUGACAAAAGGUCCUGUGUUGUUGGCUCCUCUUUGGGAAAUGUUCUUCAAAGGAAAUGAAGGGUUGUAUUCUGUCUAUGUCCAUUCCGAUCCUUCUUUCAAUGGAACUUUGCCUCAAAAUUCAGUGUUCCAUGGCCGCAGAAUCCCCAGCAAGGAGGUAAGGUGGGGAGAGAAUAGUAUGAUAGAGGCAGAGAGACGCCUACUAGCCAAUGCACUCCUUGAUUUCUCAAACCAACGUUUUGUUCUACUUUCAGAAUCUUGCAUCCCUUUAUUCAAUUUCUCCACCAUCUACACUUAUCUAAUGAACUCAAACAAGAUCUUUGUGGAAGCCUAUGAUCUUCCAAAUGAAGUAGGGCGUGGCAGGUACAGCCACAAAAUGAGGCCAAUUAUUAGACUCUCCCAAUGGAGAAAAGGGUCACAAUGGUUUCAAAUAGACCGUGCCAUUGCCCUUCAAAUAGUCUCUGAUCACCAAUAUUUCCCAGUGUUCAAAAAGUACUGCAAUCCUCAAUGCUACAGUGAUGAACAUUAUUUGCCCACAUUGGUUAGUAUCAAAUUUUGGAAGAGGAACUCUAAUAGGACUUUGACUUGGGUUGAUUGGUCAAAGGGUGGACCCCAUCCUUCAAAGUAUAUAAGGACAGACGUUACUUAUGAGUUUUUGAACAAAUUAAGGUUUGGAAGCUCAUGUGAGUACAAUGGACAUAUCACCAAUGUUUGUCAUUUGUUUGCAAGGAAAUUCACACCUCAUGCUUUGGAUAGACUGCUUAGAUUUGCUCCUAAGAUCAUGCAAUUCAAUUGA